AUGGAGAAGAAUUUUGCCACAUGCUACUUCCUUAUAUGGAAAUAUGCUGCGAGCCUAUACGCCGAUGGAGAAUGGAAAAGGUCCGGAGAGCUGUUUGCGCAAAUCAAGGACACAAGUUUGAGGGUGCUAGGCGAGGAGCAUCCUUCCACGCUGACGAGCAUGGCCAACCUGGCGUCGACGUUUUGGAAUCAAGGGCGGUGGAAGGAGGCCGAAGAGCUAUUUGUACAAGUUAAGGACACGAGUUUGAGGGUGCUAGGCGAGGAGCAUCCAGACACACUAAUCAGCAUAGCUAACCUUGCAGCUAUAUGGAAAGGUCAAGACCGAGAUGACGAUGCCCUGCAAUAG
Verruconis gallopava is the source of this 345-nucleotide messenger RNA. RefSeq lists its product as uncharacterized. Gene Ontology annotation, molecular function: protein binding. NCBI's taxonomy places the organism in Eukaryota, Fungi, Ascomycota, Dothideomycetes, Venturiales, Sympoventuriaceae. The record is from RefSeq and is a predicted model, not a curated record. The transcript has 2 exons. Bases 1 to 345 code for a protein of 114 amino acids.